This is a messenger RNA of Cyprinodon tularosa, 2292 nucleotides long. It is a transcript of the gene anapc5, whose product is annotated as anaphase promoting complex subunit 5. Bases 1 to 2292 code for a protein of 763 amino acids. Gene Ontology annotation, molecular function: protein binding. Gene Ontology annotation, biological process: protein K11-linked ubiquitination; anaphase-promoting complex-dependent catabolic process; positive regulation of mitotic metaphase/anaphase transition. Gene Ontology annotation, cellular component: anaphase-promoting complex. NCBI's taxonomy places the organism in Eukaryota, Metazoa, Chordata, Actinopteri, Cyprinodontiformes, Cyprinodontidae. The record is from RefSeq and is a predicted model, not a curated record. The transcript is spliced from 17 exons.
AUGGCGAGUGUGCAUGAAAGUUUGUAUUUUAACCCCAUGAUGACUAACGGGGUGGUCCACGCUAACGUGUUCGGCAUCAAAGACUGGGUGAGCCCGUAUAAAAUCUCCGUGCUGGCGCUGCUGUAUGAGAUGUCCUCCUCUAAGAUCACCCUGCCUGAGAGGAGGCGGCUGAAUAAACUCAUCCUGCCGCUGCAGCAGGGUCCGGAUCUGACCCUGGGUCAGUUCCUGAAGAUUGUGGAGGAGUGUUGUCCUCGGACCGCAUAUGCAGUGAAUCUAAGGCUGCAUGAAAUGGCAGACGGCGAGCUGAAAGACAUGGAGUACUUUUUCUCCACUCUGCCCACUCCAUUCACCCCUUUUGAUUCAGAGGCUUAUAAAACCAGCGUUGUGGGUCUUUUUAUGAGACACAUGCUGCUGGCCUACAACAAGCUGUCCUUCAGUCAGGUUUACAAGCUGUACAAGUCCCUGCAGCACUAUUACCACAGCCACUAUGCCAAGCCCAGGGACGGGCAGGUGGGGCUGCCCACGCUGGCGGCAGAUGACUCGGAAAUGGACCUGACCAGCGUUGAGGAGACUGUGGGGGACAGAGAGGAGCUGGACACCCCACUGCAUGAGUCCGAACUCCGAUCUGAUAAAGCUGCAAACCGAGGUCCUCUUUCUCAGAAACAGGCGGAAUACUUCCUCGCUAAACAGGCGUAUCUUCUGAAGAACGAUGAGAACAAAGCCCUGAAGCCUGCAGUGCUGCAGGAGGAGCUCAACAACAUGCUGAAGUUUAACCCGGACUUCGCUGAAGCGCAUUACCUGAACUACCUGAACAGCAUGAGAGUCCAGGACAUCUUCCUCUCUGCUCACAGCCUCCUGCAUUACUUCGACCGCCUCAUCCUGUCCAGCAGCGAGGCCAAGAGCAACGGAGACGAAGGCUAUGGUCGAAGUCUUCGCUACGCCGCUCUGAAUCUGGCCAGCCUGCACUGUCGCUUCGGCCACUAUCAACAAGCAGAUCUGGCUCUACAGGAAGCUAUCCGCAUCGCCCAGGAGUCCAAUGACCACGUGUGCUUGCAGCACUGCCUGAGCUGGCUUUACACGCUGGAACAAAUGAAAGGCUCUAGUAGCACAGUGCUAACUCAGGACUCAGUGAAAAUGGCCGCUCAUUUCUGCCUGCCGUACUUGGGAUCUCUGGACAUUCAGUCGCUGGUCCAGCAGGGGGCGAUGCAGGGCAAGGCUGCACACAAGCUGAUGGACGCUCUGAAGGACACAGAGAUCCUGCACUGGAAGCACAGCCUGUCGGAGCUGAUCGAGAUCAGCCUGGCUCAGACCACCUCCAUAUGGAGGAUGUACGGAAAGAGCACCAUGGCUCUGCAGCAGGCCCAGCUUCUCCUCAACAUGAGCAGCCUGGAGCCGGUCAACUUCGGGGUCCAUCAGAACAACACGGAGGCAUUUGCUGUAGCUCUGUGCCAUCUGGCCGAGCUGCAUGCUGAGCAGGGGCUUUACAAAGCUGCUGCAGAGGUUUUCCAGCAUCUGAGGGAACAGUUUCCUCCUCACACACAGCAUUCAAAGCUCUGGAUGCUCUGCGAACUGAAAAUUGAGUUUGAGAGACACAUGAACAACAGGAAGUACCAUUUAGCCGAGCCGCUGGUGAAGGCGAUGUCUGCUCUAAACCAGACGGAGGGGCUUUACCGGAAAGCACAAGUCCUGAAAGCCCUGAACCGCAGCACCGAGGCAUACAGCAUCCUGCAGCAGCUGCAGGUUCAGUGUGAGAAAACCAAAUCCACGGAGAUCAUCAUCAGGGUGAUGCUGUCCACCGCCAAGCUUCACUGGGAGUCAUCCAGCUUCUCCACGGCUCUUCCUCUCCUCCUGCAGGCUUUGGCUCUGGCCAGGAAGCACCACCUGCAGUCGCUGGCCUCUGAGACCGUCCUUCAUCUAGCCUUCACUCAGCUGAUGCUGGGCAUCCCUGAGCAGGCUCUGGCUGUUCUCCAUGAAGCCAUGGAGCCCAUCCUGGCCCACGGGGCCGUCAUGGACCGAGGCCGCGCCAUGCUGCUGGCGGCUCGCUGUCACAUGGCCGUCGCCCGGCUGAAGGAUCUGCAUUCAGCGGCGCUGGCGGCUGACUGUCUCAGCGAGGCGGAGUCGUAUUUCUCCAAGCUGAGCUGUAAGGAGCGUCUCCGGGAUGUCCACUACCUCCAGGCGCAGCUCUACCGCACGCUGGGACAGACACCGCAGAGCAACAGGAGCGCCAUGAUGUUCAGGCUGCUGGACCAGGAGCUGCAGUCUCCAGCACCGCUCGUCUACAUGCAGCUGUGA